CCAUUGGCCGCUCUCAGGGCUCCUACUCUCUCGAAGUUAUAGUAGUGAUGGUUGUAAACAAACACAACAAAACGAUAUUUUUUAAACAAAUGGAAAUUAAUGAUCUAUUUUUUAAAUUACUGUAAGAAACACAAAGUUUGUAUAUGUAAGAAUAAAAAUAUUUUUUUCGUUAAAGACAAUAACUACUUGAUACUUAACAUAACACGGGUUAUCAUCGCAAACAACAUCGUCAGUUAACGAAGAUAAGCGCGAAAACUAAUCGGCGUGCGAUUUAUAUAUUAAAUAAACUUUGAAGCAGUUGCAGCAAAUAAAAGCUAAAGAGCUCUUGAAAGCUAACAGUCGACAAUGUUUCAGGUUGGGAUACAGUUGCUGCUGAUUAAAGUGAAAUGUCAAAUAUUUCAUAGAAAUGCAAUUAUAACCUCCAGGACUUUGUACUUUUGAAUAAGAUCACCAUAGAUAGGAUUAGUUGCAUGUACAGAUAUCUUCAUUAAGCAUUCAGAAUGGACCAGAUGCUUCCUAGUCCUGGUUUUAGCAUACCUAGCAUUGGUACGCCUCUGCAUCAACCAGAGGAGGAUCAACAAAUCUUGCCAAAUGCCAUACAGCAGCAACAAUCGCAACAGUAUCAGCAACUGCAACAAUUACACUCGAUGAGUCCUAACAUGCAAAGUGGCAUGUUAAUGAUAACAACGCCGCAAAAGAAUAUGCACACAUAUGCCCCAACUCCAACAUUUGCGACACCGCAAAGUCUUAUGCAGCCACAAACACCGCAAAAUAUGAUGUCUCCAAUAGUACCACAAAGUAAUCAGAUAGCACCGCCAUCAAUUGGUCCUGCAACCCCAGGGCCAAUGACACCGAUGACACCAGCUUCCGCAGAUCCUGGAAUAUUACCACAAUUACAAAAUAUCGUGUCUACUGUCAACUUAAAUUGCAAGCUCGAUUUGAAGAAAAUAGCGCUUCAUGCUAGAAAUGCCGAAUACAAUCCCAAGAGGUUUGCAGCUGUUAUCAUGCGAAUAAGAGAACCAAGGACGACUGCGUUGAUAUUUAGUAGUGGCAAAAUGGUUUGCACUGGGGCCAAAAGCGAGGGAGAUUCGCGUCUCGCUGCGAGAAAGUACGCGAGAAUUAUCCAAAAGUUGGGUUUUCCUGCAAAGUUCCUAGAUUUUAAGAUCCAGAACAUGGUUGGCAGCUGUGAUGUUAAAUUUCCAAUUAGAUUAGAAGGUUUAGUGCUUUCUCAUGGGCAGUUCUCGUCUUACGAACCAGAGCUAUUUCCAGGACUGAUAUACAGGAUGGUCAAGCCUCGAAUUGUAUUGCUUAUAUUCGUUUCAGGGAAAGUGGUAUUAACAGGUGCAAAGGUUCGCAAGGAAAUUUAUGAAGCCUUUGACAACAUUUAUCCAAUUCUCAAGAGUUUUAAGAAACAGUGAUAAAGUUCAUAUAAUGCUGAUUUAUUUGCAUGACUGAUUUUAUUUCUAAUACGUUACAGAGUUCUUAUUUUUUUAAAAAUAAAAUCACACAGAGGGGACAAAUUAAUAUUAUUGUUAAAUUACAGUUUUUGUUAACUUUUUCUAUUUCACAUUAAUUCAAUAUAUAGAAUGUUCCAAAAUCGUUUUUAUUGCCGACUUUUUAUAAAGUUGAUCUCUUUAUGAAACUUAUUAAUGAAAUUCUUUUUAUUUUUAUGUUUUCGAGUAAUUGACAAUUAAAGAUAAAGAAUUUCUACAAAUGAAGCUUAAAAAAAAAACCCAAAAUAUUUUUUAGUUUGUGUAAAAUUUUUUGAAUUUUAAUAAAUUUUCUAUUUGAAUUUUAGCUAAAAAAAUAUAAUGUUAAAAGUGCAUAAUUAUAAAUACCGAUAUUUUUUGUAAAUGUCGAUAUUCAAAAAGAAAGGAUGGUUUCUGCAAUAUGACAAAAAAUCGUAAUUUUUUUAUAAUUUUGAACCAUAGUGCAAAAACUCCCCAAACGCAUACUGAAAAUUAGAUAGUAAUAUCUUUAUUUCUAGAUUGACAGCUAAAGAAACCGCGAUUAAACAAUGUCCAAUGCUUUAAAAUAUAUAAUUAUAAUAAUUUAACACAUAAAUUAUACACACAAUAUAGUUUAUAAAAUAUUUAUUAUUUUUUUUAAACCUUUAGUUUUUCAAUAUCUGAAAAAUGAACAGUGUGAAAGAAAGAGUAACUUGUAUAAUGUUACAAUAAUUCUGCUUACAUUUUUCAUAUCGAAAUAACUUACUUUAUUCAGUUGAUUUUCAUAGACAUUCUAAAAAUACAUCAGAUGGGAGCAUGUAAAUUUUGUAAUAGAUUCAGUUCCGAUUUUUCUGAAACUUCUAAACUUCCCGUUUAUAUGUACUUUUCUUUUCUCUGUAUAUAUGAUAUACAUAAUAGAGAGUGCAUAAUUUUGUAUUUAUAUAUAAAAUAGUCUCUUCUAGAGUAAUAUACAUACAGUGCCUCGAUUAAGAUCGUACAAUAUUCCCCGAUUAUAAGAUCGAAUUUACCUUGGUUGUAAUAUUAUAAUAUUUUUCUUGUCAUUAUUCAGAUGAAACGUUGUGUAUCAAGAAUACAUGCUUUAUCAAUUUCGAUUCUUAACAGAUAUUAUUAUCUCUUAAUUACAUGAUAAAGGAUGUUGCUUUAAUUAAUAAGGAAAAAUAUGAAAAAUACAUGUCAUACAUAUAAAAUGAUUUAUCAUCGCUGUAUGAAUCUCUUCUCUUUUUUUAAUUUUAUAUUUUUAAAUAAAAUUACCAAUAGAGACAUCAAAACUUAAUAAGAGGUCAACAUUUAAAUUUUCUAUUUAUUAUUUCACACAUUGCCACUUAUUAAAAUUAAUUCAAUAUACAAAUAUUUUUUUAUUUUGGAUGACAUUAUUGUUAUGUCUUAUCUUUCCACUUUUUUCUGAUCAAAACCAUUCUCUUACUCUACGUCUAAAUUGUAUUUGUUGCAUUGUUAUUGUAGAAGUUCUUAAAACAAAAACUGUUAAUUUUUUUUUUAUUAUAGAAUUAUAUAGUAACAAGCUUGAAAAAAAUAAUAUUAGGCAGAUAUUUGUGCAUUAUAUUCAAUCUGCUGGAGCUCUAAUAUUUUUGUAAGUCCCUUUUAAAUAGAGAUGCGCAAUGUAUAUAUAGUAUAAGAGAAAAGAAUUAUAACUAGUUUUCCAAUAUAUCAUACUAGCUAAUUUGUAUGCAAUAACUCAUACUAUUGUAUCAAAACACACAUUAUUUGCUGCACAGAUAUACAUUUCUAUUUAAUUGUAAUAAAGUUAUGUAAAA
Messenger RNA from Formica exsecta, 3241 nucleotides. It is a transcript of the gene Tbp, whose product is annotated as TATA-box-binding protein. The record is from RefSeq and is a predicted model, not a curated record. Gene Ontology annotation, biological process: DNA-templated transcription initiation. NCBI's taxonomy places the organism in Eukaryota, Metazoa, Arthropoda, Insecta, Hymenoptera, Formicidae. The transcript is spliced from 6 exons. Gene Ontology annotation, molecular function: DNA binding; RNA polymerase II general transcription initiation factor activity. The coding region runs from base 501 to 1418 and encodes 305 amino acids.